AUGCUGGCUUCGGCCGCCACUGUUCGCGCAACCGACUGCGCUGAAGACAGUGGAAACUGGUACUGCGAGGCCGUUAGCUUGAUCACGUACACUGGUCUCGACAUCAGCGGAUCCUACCGACAAGUCACCAACAUGGACUCGACCACCGGCGACUGCACCUUCAGCAACAAGACAUACAGUGGUUCCAUUGCUCCAUUCGACGAGGAGCUCUCCGUCCAUGUCCGUGGCCCUGCGCAGCUGAAGCAGUUCGCUGUCUACACCCCCAGCUCUUCAUCGACCAAGAAGAGACAGGAGCACAAAUCACACCACAAGCGCCACGGCCAUCAGCACCUGCACCAGAAGAAGCACGAGGCCGCGCGCGCAGUUGGUGAUGUUGUUACUGCCACCAUCGAUGGAACGGUCCAAACCUGGAUCAACACCUGGGAUGGCUCCAGCGACAGCGAUGCCAAGGUCGAGGUUGCUGCUUACGAGGUGUCCAGCACUGCCAAGGCUUCUUCUACAAGCGCCGCAAAGUCUAGCAGCACCAAGACCAAGACAAGCUCAGCUUCUACCUCAACCAGCACCUCCGUCUCCGGUGAUUACACCCGUAUCGCAUACUACAACGCCGAGGAUGCGACUGCUGAUGGCGUCACCUUCCUCGGAGCUCACGGUGGUUCUGGAUCCGGUGUCUUUGACAACACUUUCGGCAGCAGUCUCUCCUACCUCAGCGCCGACGGUACCUCUGGUGCUGACUCUUCCACUGUCCUCGACAACGUUCUUGUUGGUGACAAUGUCGAGUACGUCAUCAUGUCAGACGUCGAGUGCACCAGCGGCGAUGCCGACUGUGGUUACUACCGUGACGGAUCCGUUGCCUACCAGGGAUUCGCUGGUGCCGACAAGGUAUUCCUCUUUGAAUUCACCAUGCCCGCUACUGGUAAGACUGGCUGGAAUGAGGACAUGCCCGCCAUUUGGCUCCUGAACGGCAAGAUCCCCCGUACCCAGCAGUACGGCGAUUGCUCAUGCUGGAGUGCCGACGAUGGCACCGGCAGCGGCUGUGGUGAGGCUGAUCUUUUCGAGGUCCUUACUACUGGUUCCACCAAGGCCAAGUCCACUUUCCACUUCUCCAACUCCCUCGGCAGCUCCGACUACUUUGACCGUCCCACCACCGACUACAUCAAGCUGGCCGCUGUCUUCCAGUCAUCCACCUCGACUGCCUCCAUCAAGAUCUUGGACUCGUCGUUCGAUUUUGCUACGUCUCUGACCUCCGACAAUGUCGAGAGCUGCAUCAACGACGAGGACGAUGGCUCCAGCCUGGUCUCUUCUAUCAUGGACUUCCUGACCGGUUCUUCGAGCAAAUAA
Messenger RNA from Truncatella angustata, 1338 nucleotides. RefSeq names its product putative TOS1-like glycosyl hydrolase-domain-containing protein. NCBI's taxonomy places the organism in Eukaryota, Fungi, Ascomycota, Sordariomycetes, Amphisphaeriales, Sporocadaceae. Gene Ontology annotation, cellular component: fungal-type cell wall. The record is from RefSeq and is a predicted model, not a curated record. The transcript is spliced from 3 exons. Bases 1 to 1338 code for a protein of 445 amino acids.